AUGAUCCUCGGUUUGCACGAAGACCAGCAGGCCUGCAGGCCUCUCGAGGUUUCAAGCGCCGCUGACGAUGAAGAUCUGAUGCCCCCUCUGAAAAAGGCAAGGUCAUUUGAUCUCAACAUCAUGGUGGAGGCCUCCUCUCUCAACGAAACCCCGAAGGAGUCAUGCUUGCGCAAAGAGCGUCAGCUCCCCAACACGUGUGCCUUGCCCGAUCGUGCUGUCAAGGAAGUCCUGAACUCCAUAUCGUAUGGGAGUGCCAGAGCACGAACCCCUCGACGCCCGGUGAAGAAAGUAAGCAUCGAUCCCCGGGUGAGAGAACUGAAGCUUAUGCUGUCUCCGGACUGGGGUGUUGAUAAAGCAGACAUGCUGAUGCAUGCGCUCAGCCGGGAUGCACAGCAAAGGUUCCUCAUCAGUUACAAGAAGACACGUGACGCGGCAGUAUCGCUGGUUGUGAUGGCAAGCAGGAGAUUUUCCGUGUCCACGGCGACUUCUAUCCGAGCGAUAACCAUCUUCGACAAGUUCAUGUCGAAAGUGUUGGAGAACAUCGUGGUGGGCGACACGAGGUUCUAUCAGUCCGGCGAAAGCGGGCAAUUUGAGGGGUUUCCCAAGCAUUUCUGUGUUGAAGUACCUCUUGCAUGCUUCCAGAUGUCCUGCAAGUUCGUGGAGGUUUUGUCGCCCAGGCUUGCCGACGUGACGAGUCUGGUUGGGGAGGGAUGCUCCAUUACAUCUUUGCGAUCAGCAGAGCUCUUUGUUUGGGAGGUUCUCGACCACCAUCUAGACUUUCUAACAGCUUCUGAUGUACUCUACAAACUGCUGGAUCUUGCCUCGAGGUUCCUCAGGAACAAGUUUCAGACAUACAUUGAAGCCAACAUCAAGAUCGCACUGUGCUGCCAUGAGGCAAUCUUCUUGCGACCGAGCGACAUAGCUGUCGGCGCACUGAUCUACACCUUCAAGGACAUGGGACUGGAUGACAAGAGUUUCGACUUCAUCCCAAAGUUCAUGAAGACUGCAAAGUCUGAGGAGUGCGAGGGCCAAAUCAAGGCGUUUGUGGCUGCUGUCCGCAACAGGAAGAAGUGA
Guillardia theta CCMP2712 is the source of this 1074-nucleotide messenger RNA. RefSeq lists its product as hypothetical. The transcript is spliced from 4 exons. The record is from RefSeq and is a predicted model, not a curated record. Lineage: Eukaryota; Cryptophyceae; Pyrenomonadales; Geminigeraceae. The coding region runs from base 1 to 1074 and encodes 357 amino acids.